This is a messenger RNA of Lathyrus oleraceus (garden pea), 2330 nucleotides long. Its product is annotated as origin of replication complex subunit 5. Gene Ontology annotation, cellular component: nuclear origin of replication recognition complex; nucleus. NCBI's taxonomy places the organism in Eukaryota, Viridiplantae, Streptophyta, Magnoliopsida, Fabales, Fabaceae. The record is from RefSeq and is a predicted model, not a curated record. Bases 255 to 1877 code for a protein of 540 amino acids. Gene Ontology annotation, biological process: DNA replication; DNA replication initiation. The transcript has 5 exons. Gene Ontology annotation, molecular function: DNA replication origin binding.
UUUUUUUUCCCGAUGUGUUAAGGUCAUUUUGAUGGGUUUUUAGUCGGGUAAAAUAAGGGUUUUUCAAACGAAUUGUGUCAACAAAAUAAAACCACCGUCACCGUCAUCUACUCUCCCCAGCGAUCGUCCUCUCGAGUCCAACCGUCAGUUUCUCAUCCCUCAACCCCGCACCACCCACUGGUUCAGUUGUUCUGCAUCUGAAUCCCCUUUUUCGAAAUUAAGUUCGUGAGCAGCUAAGAUACUUAGAUACAUAAAUGGAUCAAGAGGAAGCCCCAAAACCCCCCAGAAGAAUGACCAGGUUUUCAGCAUCAACAUCAACUUCAGAUAUUGUACAUGCAACAAAAGGAAACAACCUUGAAACACGAACAAUGAAUGACCUUUUAGUUGGUGGGGACUCCAUUAGCCUAGAUGAUAUAAUUGCCAGUUUUCCUGGUAGAAGUAGCCAAAUUCUUGAGAUCGCACGUCUUUUGGGACCGUUGAAUUCACCGGUACUUCCUUUGUUUAUGUAUGGAGGUGCUUCUACUGGAAAAACUAGUAUCAUUCUUCAAUUGUUUAGGCAUCUCAACCGGCCUAUUGUUUAUUCUAGUUGUAGGACGUGUUAUAAUCAACGUAUUUUGUUCGAGUCUGUUCUAAAUCAGUUGCUUCUCCAUAGAAAAAAUGUUGCCAAUGCUUAUACAAAUGCUAAGCGCUGUGAAAGACCGUCUGAUUUUGUCAAUUUUCUUCGGGAAGCAUUGACAAGUGUUAUAAGUAAUCUGAAGGAGAAAUCAGACAAGUUGGUCUCAGGAAAUAAAAUACACGGGGGAAUGGGAAAUAUAAUCUACUUAGUAUUUGACAAUUUUCAUCUUGUUAGAGAUUGGGAUAAAAGCUCUACUAUAUUGCCCUUAUUGUUUAAUCUCUAUGAUAUGCUAAAGAUGCCAGAGGUUAGUCUGAUUUUCAUCAGUGGUACUUCCCCAGAUACCUUUUACUCUAACAUGGGUUAUGUUGAGCCCAUCCCCAUUUACUUUCCUGAUUACACUGAAGGUGAUAUCCGUCAAAUACUAUUGAGAAACCAAGCGAACCAGAAGUUGUUUUCUUCAUUUCUCGACGUAGCUCUGAGGCCUUUCUGUAGAAUUACUAGGCAGGUUGGUGAAUUGUCUACUGCGUUAAAGCCACUAUUUGAAAAAUAUUGCGAACCUUUAAGUGAUAAGGGUAAAGGAGUUGUCCCUACUGAAGACAUGAAGAGGAGGCUAUUCAAUCAUAUCAAGCCUCAUAUUGCCUCAUCUCUGAAUGAUGUAUUUAAGGUUUCGUCUCCUCCUGCAAGUAAAGUUAAGGUCGGUAAAGAGACAAAGCAUAAGGGGAGUCCUAAGAGAUCAGAGAGAUUUGAGGAAAUCGGUGAUCUUGAUUUUCAUAUGUCAACUAGUGCAAAGUAUCUUCUUAUUUCAUCAUUUCUUGCCUCCAGAAACCCUGCUACUCUUGAUGCUUCACUUUUUGAUUCCAAAGGUGGUUCUGAUAAUCGUAAGCGAAAGAGGAAGGCCUCCGAGAAAGUGCUGGAAAAGAAAGAAAUUUUAGAAGAGGAACUACUAAUGAAAGGACCUGGAACUUUCCCAUUGGAGAGGUUGAUAGCCAUCUUUCAGUGUAUUGUAUCUGUUGCAGAAGAGCCAUAUGAUGAAGAGGAACCAAACAACAAUGAAUUAGGAGCUGAAUGUAGCAAUGGUUCACUGAUCUCUGACGUUCUUUUGCAACUAUCCAGUCUCUGUAAUGCUAAUUUUAUUUUCAAAGGAAAAAGCUGCCCAAUUGAGGGCUCAACUCGGUAUCGAUCAACUAUAUCUGAAAACCUGGCCUUAAAGGUUGCAAGAAGCCUAAAGUUCCCACUGUCAAAAUAUUUGUACAGAAAUUAGUAGUCUUUGACAAUUGACAGCUUCACAGAGCUUGGUUGUCAAAAUUUUGCCUGAUAGAUCGAUCUACUUAGAUCUGUAUCCAACCUUCACUGUUAUCUACAGUAGUUAACGUAAAUGGUUGGAAUACUAAGAAUGUUUGAAACCAAGCCAACAUUGAAAUGAAUUAUUAUGACCAUUACAGUUCACUGGAUGGAUGGAUGAGAUGGAUUAUGUAUUUUAUAGGCUUUUAUAGUUCCUUGUCUUCAAUAUUGUCCCCAAAAGUGUUUGUAAUAUUGUUGAUUGCUUGUAGUAAAGAUCCUGAAGUCACAUGUUUCCUUUAGCUGAUAGAAUUUGUAAUAUGGCACAAAAUUUGUGUUGGUGCCAAAUUUCAUAUUAACACUUUUGAUAUUUUUAAAGGUUUGAUUAAAGUUUCAAUAGUUGGAAUAGAAACUUGUCGCAAAGCUUUUGGUCGUU